AGCUCAGCUAAGCUCAGCAGUGCGUCCCUCACCGCCUCGGAUUCCGUGUGACCAGCAGCCCUGAGCCGAGAGCAGCCGUCCAGCAGAGCGCCGCCCGUCCGCACCCCAGCACAGCCACCAUAAAACCCUAACGAUGACAUUCUUACAAAUGCGACAGGGGCUAACAUUUAUUUGACAACUUCCUUACCCACACCUUGCCUCCGCCGCUCCUUGCUGUUAAGUGCCCUGUUCCAACUCUCUGGCACCCCCUUCCCCCCACUCUCCUCCCAACCAGCUCACGGUUCAACGGGACCAUGAUGCUCAGCAGCUCCGUGGAGGUGCCCAACCCGGGUGGAAUAAGCGGCCUCAGCGGGUUAAGUGCGGCGGCACGGAAUGUGGUGCGUUCCUCAAGCAUCUCGGGGACCAUGUACAGCCUGGAAAAGAGUCCCAGCAAUGGGGUUCCGGACUCGGCGUCGUUGGCUGGCAACAAGAAGCGGCGAUCUAGUCUGGGUGCCAAGAUGGUGGCCAUUGUGGGGUUGUCACAGUGGAGCAGAAGCACACAGCAACUUAACCAGCAAGAUGGUGGAAUGAAGAAGCUCCGCAGUACCAUCCGAAGGAGCACAGAGACUGGCAUCGCCGUGGAGAUGAGGAACCGGGUGACACGGCAGGGCAGCAAGGACUCCACCGAUGGCAGCACCAACUCGAACAGCUCCGAAGGAACAUUUGUCUUUCCCACCAGUCGCCUGGGGCCUGAGAGUCAAUUCAGCGACUUUCUGGAUGGUCUUGGCCCCGCCCAGAUCGUAGGCCGACAAACACUAGCUACACCCCCCAUGGGGGAUGUUCAUGUAGGUAUGGUAGACAGAGGAGGGCAGCUGGAGGUGGAAGUGAACCAGGCCAGACGCUUGACCCCAAAGCCAGGCUCCAAAAACAUACCAGCAACUUAUGUGAAGGUAUAUGUGCUGGAGAACGGGAUGUGCUUGGCCAAGAAGAAAACCAAAUUAGUAAAGAAGACUCUGGAUCCCACCUACCAGCAGGCUUUGUUGUUUGAUGAAAGUCCCCAGGGCAAAGUCCUACAGGUAAUUGUGUGGGGGGACUACGGGCGUAUGGACCACAAGUGCUUCAUGGGAAUGGCUCAGAUCCUCCUGGAGGACCUGGACCUGUCUGCCACCGUAAGUGGCUGGUACAAGCUGUUCCCUACCUCUUCUCUGGCAGACCCCAGCAUCGGACCCCUCACCAGACGCCUCUCCCAGUCUUCCCUGGAGAGUGCCACCAGCCCCACGUGCACCUAGACACCCAGCAGAUGUCCGACAUGCACAUAGAGUGCAGACACAGGCACGCGUACUGUAAAUACACGACGACUGUAUUUGGAGCGCGACGCAGUUAGGCAUAAACCAUAUAUGCCAGAUAUCCCAGAUUCCAUAAACAUUAAUGCCCACACAUUCUUCCAUAUCCAUUACUAUUCACCCACCAAAUCUAAAUCAAUGUAGAUACAAAAGACCUGAACAUGUAGCAUUCUUCAUUUCACAACACCAACAACACUGGGCACCACGCCCUGCUUUCCAAGUCGUCAGACCUCAGCGGCGCAUCUCAUCCCAGGGCCAUCUCGAUCGAUGCCAGUUUCUAAACUCUCUAUGCCAAACUAAGAAAAAAAACUUUAUUUUUUAAAACCAAAGCAAUUGUUAUUGUUGUUCUUAUUAUUCCUAUCAGUAGUAGGUGAUAGUAGUAUACAAUAUAAAGUAUGGAUAUGUAGCAGAGUCAAUGACUUAGAUGUAAUGCAAAAAAAAAAAAAGAUAUAUUCUACAUUCACAUACAAAGAAGCUGAGAGCGGGAUGUCAAAGACCUGGCUCGGAUGUUCGCAUAAUGGCUAUUAUGUGAGGUAGCAACAAUGCUAUAUUCUAUGAUUUUCACAGGGCAGAGUUUAUACAAGAAUAUUUAAAUAUAUAUGAAUAGAUAGUUAAAUACUUACUUGUCUUUCUAUAUGUAUCAGCUGCACUCUGCAUGCUUACUUGCGAGACAUUUUUGAGAGCGCUUUAAAGUCAAUUUAUUUAGCUUGCCUUGAGCGAUGUUAACAGGAGUACAGUAAUGCUGCUUUAUUUUGCCAAUAUGUCCCAACAAAAAGAACACUGAGUUAAAGCGAAGGAUGAGACUGUCAUCGCUGUUUGCAGAAGAAGAAAACAAAUUAGUCCGUCAACCACACACUUGCUACUGACUUUACAGCCCCUGCCUUUAUCAUCAGUGUGUUUGACCACCUCUCCAUCUAGGGGCGGUGUCUCACAUGUUUGGAUUGCCACUUGAUUUCCUUUGUUUCGAUGUCCUGAAUUCUUCUUCCUGCUGGGUAAGAUGGAGAGCAUCAGCAGCAGCCCCUUACUCUCCGCGGUCACUCGUUUGUCCCUCUGAACCUGCUGUAAAUGCGUAAACAUGUAUAUAAUUUCAGAGGACUUUGUUUUCGUCCAGAUAAAUUAGAAUAUCAUUAAAAAGUUUAUGUAUUUAAGUAAUUCAGUUCAAAAAGUGAAACUCAUAUAUCGAUUCAAGAAUGUGGUUAUCCCUGCUGCUUGUUCACACUUUUUCCUUCCACUAAACUUUUCACUACCAUACUUGGAUACAGCACUCUGUGGACAGCCAAUGUAUUUUGCAAUUAGCUGUCCACCUUAUGAUGGGUGUCAUUUGACUGUCAAGUUAGCAGUGUUCCCCAUGAUAGUUUCGGACACAAUAUUUCUGAUACUAAACUCAGAUAUAUUUUUAUUGGCUGUAAGCUAUAAUUAUCACAAUAAUUGAAAUAGGCACUUGAAAUAUACCACUCUCUGGGCCUGAUCUACUAAGAUCCCAAAUAAGGAGCACUAAAUUGCAUGUGUAAACAAAAAAAUUAGUUUAUUUAGUGGGUGUGUUGCUGGUGAUCUACUAAGAUUGCUUGCGCAAAGUGGUGUGGACCACCCUAUUUAAAUGAGGAUUUUGCAUGUGCUACUAGCUGUUACCAUGGAGAUUUUGGAUGCAAGAACAUGCAGUGUUUAAAGGAGUUUCUUUAUAGGAUAUAUGGCAUGCCUUCCAUUUGUGACUUGCUCCAAACCUGCCCUUGAAAUUGGCAUUGCUGGAUAGAUAAUUUGUCUCUACAAAUUUUUUUCUGACAGUCCAAAUAUAUUGACAUGCUCACAGAAGGUUCUUUCUCUCCAUCAUCAGUCAUCGUGCCUCCUUCUCGCCACAACGACUGCAGGCAUGUGUCUGUAAUGCUGUGCCAGUUUGCACCUGCCUUUCAAACAUGCUAAAAAUAGACGCGGAAAACAGCGAGUGCCAUCCGUUUCAUGUUUAAUAAAUCACAUCGAGGGUGCUAAAUGAUAACAUUUAUAUAUUCUCCUCCCAGUAUUUUGCAUGUUCUGAUAUUUAGCAUAUAUUCCACAUAGACAUAAAGGCAAACAUACUAAAUAGAUUGCACAUGCUAUUUUGCUCAUUUGACAGAUGCAGUCUUCGAUGUACCUGCAUAGUAGAUCAGGUUUGCUAUCAAGUUUGCGUUUGUUUUUAUACACGCAAACCUUUAGUAGAUCAGGCCCUCUGUGUGUAAUGAAUCUACAGUCUAAAAUAUAUGAUUUUUACUUUUUUAAAAAACCUUUUAAAAAUAAAUAAACUUGUUGAUGAUAUUCGAAUUUGCUGACGUGAACUUUACUUUACUAGCACUUAACCAGCCAAGUUCUGGUAGUUGAUCUUAUUCUAGGUACAAUAUGUCACUAACACAGCAACCUUCAGCAGUCCUGUUUUAUAUUUACGGUUGGGCGGGCACUACCUUUGGGUUUUUUGGAUAGCACUUUACUGUAAAUUUUUAAUUAUUUUUCAACUUUAAGUCUGAAUGGUGGUGAACCGCUUCUAUUUUUCUGUAUUAUUAUUAUGUAUUAUUAUUAUAGAUGUUGUCACAUAAGUACUGGAGUAAAGACUUGGAGAUGCAUUGCACAUCUCCAAAUAUUUCAGUAUAAAAAUGAAAUCACAGUGUUAUUUUUUAUUGAAAUUAUGGAGAUGCACUGGAGCAGCUGAGACUGGUUAGUUCGGGUUUUAGAUUUGCACUUAUCUGUGGUAUUUAACUCCAUACAUUUUUGAAUACCUUACGCAUAGUCAAAAUCAAAUUAUAUAAAGAAAGUUGAAAGAUUUGUCACAAAAGUCAUUACUUUAAAGACUUGAAAUUGUUUUGAUUUUUCUUUUCUAAAAGUAUUUUUUACAAUACUAGGCAUGCGCUGGUAUGAUAAUCUUGAAUAAAAUCCCAUGAUUUCAUGGUAUCACGGUAUAAUAACAAAUAUUAACAACAAAAAAGUGUAACAUGAUCCAAAUCUCUUUGACAUAAAGUAACAAGACUUAAUCUUAUUGGUUUCAAAAUAAUACAUGGACCACAGUUAUAAUGUAUUAAAGUUACAGUUAGUACAGUGACUGUAAAGCCCAAAAACACCCUCUAGUUUUCAGGUGAACCUUCUUGUGCAGAAUAUUAUAUCCUUUUCCUCAGAUUGGUUGAUCAUAGCUUUCCAACUGUACUUCUACAAAAUGUUGCUUUAAUGACUCUCCAUGUUUUUCGCAACUGGAAAUAUUUUUAUAUAUUCAAAUUUGUCAUUCAUGUAAGCAUGGCAAAACUGUAGCAGCCAGCUUCCAGCCAUCUGACCAGCAGUGUGCAGCAACAUGUAGGGGCAGCACUACAUUAUUUUCUGCCCAUAUAGUAACAGAAAACGAUCAAUUUGUCUUUUUUAGGUGAACAUUGGAGAAGUGCUGUAGCGUCUUUCAGCCAACUGACUGGCAGUUUGCAACAACAGGUGGGGGGAAGGGAAGAGCUUUGUUACUCUGUGAUCCAUUGAGCCAGAGAACAUUUUUCUGCUGAUGUCUCUGGCUUCUCAAUUGGAGGACUUGAAACUUUAGGGACGAUUUCAAUAAUUUUGUUUCAGUUUUGAAGCAGUACAUUUUUAAAAACAUAGCACACCUUGAUACUAGAAAUCGGCCCAUGCCUACUCUUUAUGCUACACUGAACGUUCUUAAUCAAAGACAGUAAUUUAGAUUUGCGGGAAAGAAGUGUAAAAUGGGACCUGUCAGCUGUUCUAUUGGAAUGUGGAGUGGUUAAGUCUUCACCAUCAGCAAAGGGACAAAGGAAAAAAAGGAAACUGCUGGUGUUUCUGAUUUCCUUAAGAUAACGAUGUUUUUAAAGUGUCACUUUAUUGGCUUUUUAUAAUAAAGAAUAUUCGUAAGCCAACCAUGUACAUAGACUCAGUUAAGCUGAGCGUUAACACUGUUAAACUCUAUAUGCGUGUCUGUUAAUGGAUUUGUUGGUUUCAUGAUUGUCUUUCAUCUAAGAGCUUCUUCUCCUCAUCAUCUUUUACCUAAUAAAGGAAAAAUCUCAUGAGCUGAGCGCCUAAGAAAAACACAGCUCACAUUUUAGUCCUUUUUGAACUUCAGAUAAAUAUAUCUCUUUUUCAGAUCAUGUUAGUGGAGGAUGAUGGAUAUUUUUGACUCUGCUUGUAAUGUAUUUAAAGCUCUAUUUAAAAAGUAGCUUCAAGAUCAGGGCUCCACUUUCAAGAUACUCCUUGUUGGAUAUCUACCCGUGUGGUAACAUUUCUAAGAUUAUUUUCUGUAUCUUACAUUCCUGGACAGCUGGCAUAACGUAUCAAAAAAUACUUAUAAGAACUAUUUAUCAGCACACAUUUCUGGCCAGUAUAUAUAUAUAUAUAUAUAUAUAUAGAGAGAGAGAGAGAGAGAGAGAGGCUGAGUAAUACAUUUACUAAGUAUUUCCUUGCUUGUUUCCAAUUUUAAUGUACUGUAGUCACAUUUUAGCAGUAAUGUAGUGAUAUUAGCUGAAUUGUGCCACUUUUGGCCUGCCGUACCAACUGAGUAAACCUAAUUAUUACGAUAUUUCUCCACAAAACAACAGAAGAGGUUAGAUUGUUGCCUUUCUUCAAAGUGCAGCGUGUCUGUGUAGGCUUUGUUAUACAAGUGCAUUUGUUAUAUAGCGUGAUGCAUAAUGUGUGCCAGGCCAGUGAGUGAUUUUAUAUAGAUGUUGACAGAUAAAGUGAGGGAAAUCUGAGGGUUCAGGUUGUCAGAACCUUUCAGAGCUUUUGUCAUUCAUUUAGAAAAGAUUAAAAAGAUAAAAAUUUUAGUUAAGCAAGGGCAAUCUUAAUACAGUUCAGACAAAAAGUAUGCCCCUCCCUUCAGAUUUCUAAUUUUAAUAUAAGAUAACGUGAAUAAGGACAAAAUACAGCUUUUAAAUGAUAAAUUCAUUUAUUAAGGAAAAACAAAAUCCAAACUAAACAGGUGCUGUUCAAGUAAUCGACCCCUAAACCUAUAACUGGUUGUACCACCAUUUGCAGUUACAACUGCCAUCAAAUGUUUGUGAUAGUUGGCAAAUAGUCUUUAACGACCAUAUGGAGGAAUUUUGUUUUAAUUAAGCUACAUUGGAGGGUUUUCAAGUACAAAUAGUUUGAACAGUUCCAAAGGCCUUUGUAUUACUUUCCAGAUUGCUAGAUGUGAAUGACUUUGCUUCACCUUAAUUUUUGAAUUUCCUUACAUCGGGGCACAAUAAGUUGCUUUUUGCAACCUUUUAGCCUACUUCCUGUUGUCAUACAGGUUUUCUUUAAGUAAUUUCUUGAUUCUCGAGGUAUGGCAGUAUUCAGGUCUGGGUGUGGCAAGUAAAACUGGACACAGCUUUCCACAAAAUGCAGGUAAUCACAGUUAACUUGGGAUUUAAUAAGGGAAGUGACUAGAUUUUCAUUGGAGAGUAUUUGGAUAAUUUUUUUUUUUGGAUAAUGAAUAAAAUCAUUGGAAAAUAAUUUUUGUAAUAAUUUGUUUGAUCAGAAAGUUUUACAUAUGACAAAAAAGCUGAAACAAUCAAACAAAAAAUCUGUAAGGGACCAAAUACUUUUUCACAGCACUGUAGGUAUUGACUUUAAAAUCUAGCAGAAAGCUGAAGCCUGGACAAGUUUUGAGGAGCUAAAAUCUAGAAAGACCUUUCUGUUUGUUGUCAAUAUAGAUUCAUGGAGCAGGACUGAGUUGGAACAUGUUAAACUUGGUCAGUCUUGGUCCACUAGCUCGAGUUCCACAUGUUGAUUGUAAAUCUGUGGAUGUUCAGAAUGUAAAGCCCAUUCAAUUUGCUUGCUUUAUGUGCAACCCCACAUUGUGUUAUGUGCAAAACAAAAGAAAAAAGGCUCAUCUUCAGCUGUGUAUCGAUUACUGCGUUGAAAAGGUAUUUUAUUUUUGUAAGGACAGAGAUUUUAUUGAGAGAGCAGGAGUCUGAAAGGCAAGGCUGCCUUCAGAUUUUUGCUAAAAAUGAGGGCUUGUUCAGUUUACAAUGGCCUUAUUUUGUGUGGGAGACGUUGCUUCGCUAUUGUAGCACACACAAGUGAAAGUUUUUGUAAAAAUGUAUUUUGCUUGUAAUAAUGUACCGAGGUUCUAUAUGUGUAUAGUUUUAUGAAUGUAUUUCUAAUGUCUGCCAUUUUUUGUCAUCCUAUAUUGUCUCUUUGAAGACCUUUCCAGCCCCCACUUUUACAGUACUUUAUUAUCUACAUCUUAUCAAUUGUGUCGUAAGAGAGGAGCAUGAAUCCCAUCUGGCGAAAUGCAUUUUGAUUUAUUUAAGUCGCCAGGAUGGCUUUCGAGCUGAAAGGAUUGCUGCUCCUACACCCCCUGCAUCCUGUCCCUGCAACAAUUAACCUCCCAAAUAUAUCAAGCUCAUACUUUUGAACAAUGAAAUGUUUGCAGCAUGGUGUUUAUGACAGUUUUCUUGAAUUUAUUCCACAAGGCACAGGCAGGGGGUUCUAUUAGUACAAAAUCCAAGGGAAUUCACACAUAUGCAAGAGAGUUGUCUAAAUGGUGUACUUUAAGUAGCAUGGACUCCUCAAUAUGUCUUCAGGCAAUAACAAUUUAGUUGUGGCCUGUUUCUCAGUUGUCAGAGUUGGGCCUAUACCUUAUUUGCGACAACAAAUAAAAUAUAUUUGAACCACUUUUCCAAGCACUAAAAGCAAUUACACUUCAACCUAGCAUGCUCUGCAUUGUGAAUAUAUGCUACAUUAUAAUGGCCCACAUUAAAAUCGUUUUUUUUGACUUGGCAAGAAUACAUUCCAUAUAACCUUCACACCUACUGGCACCACUGGUAAAGAUGUGAAAAAUCCUUUUACUGCAGAUGCAAAAUCUCGCAGUGAACAUUUUUAGUUACUUUUUUUUAAGCUGCUAAAGAGUAUUUGGGAACCUUUAAUUAGUAAUCUUAGACUUCCUGUUAUGCUGGGGUAUAACUAUCACAUGACACAGAGACCAUUACGUACCCACUGGCCAAUAGGCUUGACAAGUAUGACUGUUCUGCACCCACACAGUGUGGAGGACUGUAAGGAAGCUAAUAAAUAAGCUCACUGAGAACUACAGCAAAGAAUUGCAGUUUGCGGUCAACCACGUCUCCAAUAUAUUCAUUAGGUGCUAUCCACAUGGAAGGCAUGCCUGGAAAUGGCUUUCCUUUCCUUCCAUCACAAACAUAAAUGUGGAGUUUUUAAAAGGGACCUUAGAUGUGCUCACCCACAUAUUUUCUCACUACAAUCUAAAUAAUAAUGAACAAGAACAUAUAUAUUGAACAGUUAUCGUCAGUUUUGGUCACUCUGAACAAGUAUUUUUUUUAAACACUUCUUUUUAUGAUGCGUUGCAUCAUAAACUAUUUAAGGUACCAGGCCCUGAAAACUGAAAGGGGUAAUAUGUCCACUAAAUCAGCUUUCACCCAUGGCUUUCUCAGUCCCUAGACCUAAAUCCUGUAUAAAACCAAUAGAGUCAGCUGAAGGAGUGCAUAAGAGAGGACCAAGGAUAAUGGUUGUAGAUGAAGAAUACUACUUAGCAUGAUAGCAUGAAAAAAUAAAAGCACUCAAAGGUUAGACUUUGUACUUAGUUCGUUUCGAGAUAUGGUUUUGCAAACAGAAGACUUUUUAAGGUUUUUCACGCAUCUUUAGCAGGUGUUCCAUUAAGUGUGGACGGUGCUGUAUCUGCCUGAGUAGCAGCUAUUGACAUGAACAGGAUAGGCAUAACUGCUGAGCAUUUUGGGAAGUUUAGGAGUUUGUGCUGCUGAAUACUCAUCACCUUCAUCCAUUAUCUAUGAGCAUCAGCAAUCACAGCACAAGUUUAACUAGCCAUGUUGUCAUUUUUAGCUCUGUGAGGCUAUUAUAAGGGCCAGGUGACUCCCCUCACCACUGUCAAGACAACCUUUCAUCUCGCCAAGCCCCUACAAGCACAAAACACCACCUGAACUUACAGUUUUGCUCCGAGAGUCUAAAUGGCAUCAACAUUUAGAUAAAAAAACAACUGUAAUUCCCAAUCAGAUCUAUAUGUUUAACAUAUUGAGAAGCUUCUUGGUAAAAUGAACAAAUCAUUCGCCGGAGUUAAACUGAGUUGCCGGUGUUUGUAGACGAGCAGUUGUCUUAAACUUUCCCAGCUGAGGAGUGUUGGCAGUGCAAAAGGCUGUGAUGACUAGGAUGUGGGUUUGUGGUUAAGAGGAACAAAAGGGCGCUGUAAUUUUAUACCUGUGCUUUGUAAAUGUUUUCUAUGUGCAGUAUUUGAUAAUGUAAAACUGGUAUUUUUGUGGUUUGUACGCUGCAAAAUUGAUUACUUAAGGUGCACGUAGUUUUUUAAUAAAAAAGAAAAAACAGAGCCAAACUGAGGGGAAAAAAUGAAAACAAUUUGGGAUUCUGAAGCCUGUAUUUGCAUGCCCUUUGACAUCUGGACGCUGAAAUAAAUAAAGUUCAUUUGAAUCACUAA
Molecule: messenger RNA, 9711 nt
Organism: Girardinichthys multiradiatus
Lineage: Eukaryota; Metazoa; Chordata; Actinopteri; Cyprinodontiformes; Goodeidae
Gene: rims3
Product: regulating synaptic membrane exocytosis 3
Exons: 7
Coding region: 294-1268 (324 amino acids)
Biological process (GO): regulation of synaptic plasticity; positive regulation of synaptic transmission; calcium ion-regulated exocytosis of neurotransmitter
Cellular component (GO): presynaptic membrane; cytoskeleton of presynaptic active zone
Molecular function (GO): transmembrane transporter binding; small GTPase binding
Source: RefSeq, a predicted model, not a curated record